Messenger RNA from Xenia sp. Carnegie-2017, 1073 nucleotides. Its product is annotated as kelch-like protein 12. The transcript has a single exon. Bases 1 to 900 code for a protein of 299 amino acids. Gene Ontology annotation, molecular function: protein binding. The record is from RefSeq and is a predicted model, not a curated record. NCBI's taxonomy places the organism in Eukaryota, Metazoa, Cnidaria, Anthozoa, Malacalcyonacea, Xeniidae.
AUGAUGAACUCAGGAAAAGAAGAUAUUUUGAUUGUUGGUGGUGUCUCGCCUGGUUCCAAAAAGAGUGCUGAAAUAUUUUCAUUGAAGGAGAAGAAAUGGUGUAACAUUGCAUCAAUGGAAAAUAAACGCAGCUUUGCUUCAUCUUUUAUUUAUAAUGAUAAUUUAUUUGUUAUUGGAGGUGGUGGCUGCAUGUCGAUGGAGACAUUGAAUAUAAAACAGUCACCUUUGACAUGGAGGAAAUUUCCCACAGAGCUUCCUUAUGAAUGUCGCCUUCAUCAAACUGUUGUUUGUAAACAACGAAUCUUUGUCAUUGGAGGAUACAUUGUUGGCAAAGGAAAAUCAGAUUUGAUCAGUGAAGUAAAGAUUAUUGGUACAACAUCUCAUGUUUUAAAAGAGUUGUGUCGUAUGCCUGAACCACGGUGUUACCAUGGAGCUGUUGUUGUUGUUGACAAAGUUCUUAUUUUUGGAGGUUGGGGAAAAUAUAGCCAAGUUUUGUCCAGUGUUUUGGAAUUUGAUCCUAGGACUCUUACAUUUAAAGAAAUGCCUCCAUUACCUCAUCCAUUGACUGAAAUGGCUGCAGUUCAAUGGAGAGAUCAAGUUGUUCUUCUUGGAGGUUAUGAUGGAACAAAAUAUUUGAACAGUGUUAUCAUGUAUGACUGUGAUACAGGUAAGAUUACAGUCUUACCAUCCAUGUUGGAAAAGAGAUCCGGGUGUUGUGCAGUUAUAACUGUUGAUACAAUUAUUGUCAUGGGAGGUCUGAAUGAUAAAUGUGAAGUUCUUAAAUCAGUAGAGUGUUUCAAAAUGGGAACUAGUUCUUCAUGUACAUAUCUUCCUUUAAUGAAUGAACCACGAUAUGCUGCCAUUGCUGAAGUUUUACCUUUUGGGCAAAAUUACGUAUAAGCACAAAAUAUUCUGUAAAUAAUCAGAUCAUUAUAACUCACCGAAACUUUUUAAUAUUAAGUUGAACAGUGAAUAUUUAAAGUUAAAUAUGUAAACCUUCAAUGUUCUUAUAGCCUUUGAUUAUUAUAGUAAAUUACUGAAGAAAUAAAUGACUUUACUAUUUUAUUAAAGAC